AUGGACGCAGACAAUAAAAAAGCGGACGAUAUGAACCAUCGUGAGCCCGGGGAACCCAACAAGGGCAUCAGGGUGCUGACGGAGAUGGGCACCUUGCAGCGCCGGCUCAAGUCGCGCCAUAUCCAAUUCCUUGCUCUAUCUGGAGCUAUUGGAACUGGUCUGUUUGUGGGCACAGGGCAGGUCCUUUCAUUAGCUGGGCCAUUAUCGACGGUGCUUGCCUAUAUCAUCACUGGGUUUAAUCUCUACGCGGUGAUCAACAGCAUGGGUGAAAUGGCGACCUGGCUUCCCUUACCUGGCGCUGUUCCCGUGUAUGCAUCUCGAUUUGUUGAUGAGGCGCUAGGGUUCACUCUAGGUUGGAACUAUUGGUAUCAAUUUGCUAUUGGCGUUCCGAUUGAAAUAAGUGCAGCUGCUCUUGUGAUCGACUAUUGGCCCAACAAUAUUUCCUCUGCCGUUUGGAUUACCAUACUUUAUGUGACUAUUUUUGCCUUCAACUGCCUUCCUGUUCGAGCCUACGGCGAACUUGAGUUUUUGCUUGGUUCGAUCAAGCUCUUAACCAUUGUGGGGUUGAUGUUGCUCAUGUCCAUCAUCACACUCGGUGGAGCUCCGACACAUGACCGUAUAGGGUUCCGCUACUGGCAACAUCCGGGUCCUAUGAAUACCUAUCUGAAAGAUGGAUCCUUAGGGCGCUUUCUAGCGUUUUGGAAGGUGUUUAUUCAGGCAACAUUCAGCUACGGGGGCAGCGAAAUGGUUGUGGUUGCAGCGGGCGAGACUGAAAAUCCCCGGCGAAAUAUCCCCAAAGCCGUGCGGCGUGUUUUCUGGCGAAUUGCCAUCUUUUAUGUUGGUAGUGUUUUCCUUGUCGGUCUAUGCGUCUCAUCUCAAGAUCAUAGGCUGCUUAACGCCAUUGAUACAGGCGCAGCAGGCGUGGGAGCAAGCCCUUUCGUUAUUGCAAUCGAGAAUGGGGGUAUUCAGGUGCUACCAUCCAUCAUCAACGCGGUUGUUCUCACAUCGGCAUUCUCGGCUGGUAACUCUUUCUUUUAUGCCUCGACUCGAAUUCUAUAUUCCACGGCAUUGGAUGGGAAAGCACCUCGGCUGCUUCGGUUUGAGAAAUUUGGAGUUCCAUAUGCCUGUGUUGCCGUCACUGCUGCCUUGAGCCUACUCGUCUACCUCAAUAUCUCAUCAAGCUCUGCUGAAGUCUUUUUCUGGAUUAGCAACCUAAGCUCUGUGAGCACAUUGAUUGUGUGGUCGUCAACCGCUGCGACCUAUGUUCGUUUCUAUCAAGGACUGAAAUACCACGGUAUCCCGCGGUCUAGUCUUCCAUUCCAGUCACCUUUCCAGCCCUUUCUGGCCUACUUUGCAAUAGUAUUCUCUUUGACUGUGGCAUUCUUCAAUGGCUUUGAUGCUUUCUUUCCUGGUCAUUUCAGUGCGAAGAGCUUCAUCCCGCCUUACAUUGACAUUCCCAUCUUUGCAUGCCUUUUCCUAGGAUACAAAUUCCUGAAAAGAACCAAAUUUGUCAAGGUAGAGGAUAUGGACUUCUGGUCUGGCAAAGAAGAAGUCGACCGACUAGAAUCUGUGUGGGAAGAGCCUAAGCCUCGCAACUUUCUUGGUACGUGCCCGUCUUUCUUUUCUUUCCUUUGGCAGCUCAUGAGAGACACUGACGGAUAUUCCACAGAGCGAAUAUGGUUCUGGAUCGCGUGA
Messenger RNA from Penicillium egyptiacum, 1695 nucleotides. The record is from the annotation of a GenBank genome assembly. Lineage: Eukaryota; Fungi; Ascomycota; Eurotiomycetes; Eurotiales; Aspergillaceae.